AUGACCAACGGCCCUGAAGGAUUGCCUCCGCUCCCUCCUCCAGAUCCUGUGGAGCGCCCGCCCAGCCCGCCUCCGCCUCCUCCAGAAGAAUUGGCCGCUCCUCCGCCGCCGCCGGACAUUGAGAGCCAGAAGAAGCAGAAGCUAGGAUGGGGCGCGAAGAAACCUUCUGUCACUCCACUGAGUGUUGAGGAGCUGAUACGGAAGAAGAAAGAAGCAGAUGCGGCGACAUCAAAGCCUAAAUUUUUGUCUAAAGCUCAACGAGAGAAGCUUGCGCUGGAGAAACGGGCGCAAGAGGUUGAGGCAGAGCGACAAGCCAAGGCCCGCACCAACGGCAACGGUCUCGCAUCUGCAGCAUCGUCGGUGAGACCCAAUAUCCGGGAGGAAUCAGUGGUCCGUCAUGUACCCACCGGGCCCCGAGCGAUGCGCGACGACCCUGCAACUGGACCUGGUGGUAUGCGGAAGGGAGGCCGACAGCCCAAUCAACGCUAUCGCGACCAGGAUAUGCCGCCACCCCAAUCUAAGACUAAAGGCGAAAAGCGUCUAACCGAAGAAGACGAAGCGGCAGCGCUAGCAGCAUUGACCAAGCACCGAUACAUGGGAGCCGACCAGACAUCUAACUUCUCGGCAAAAAAGAAGCGCAAGCGUACCGCAGACCGAAAAUUCAAUUUCGAGUGGAAUGUCGAGGAAGACACAAGCUUCGGCGAUGAUGUCGCCGAUGAUGUCGCACGCAAAUACGCAGAGGCACUGGCGUCCCGCGAUCACGAAGCUGGUAACGCGCGAGCCCAACAAAUGCUGGAGAUGGAACGCCGGCGUCGCGAGGAGAGUAAGCGCACACAAAUUGACAAGCAUUGGAGCGAGAAGCGCUUGGACCUCAUGCGCGAGCGGGACUGGCGUAUCUUCAAGGAAGAUUUCAACAUUGCCACCAAAGGCGGCAGUGUACCUAAUCCCAUGCGUUCUUGGGAAGAGAGUUCAUUGCCGAAGCGUUUGCUGGAGCUUGUUGAACGAGUCGGGUAUAAGGACCCAACGGCUAUUCAGCGCGCGGCAAUCCCCAUCGCCAUGCAGUCGCGUGAUCUGAUCGGUGUUGCCGUGACAGGUUCCGGUAAAACCGCUGCAUUCCUACUCCCACUUUUGGUCUACAUCUCGGCGUUACCGCGGCUUGACGAGAAUGAGUGGCGCAAAAACGAAGGACCAUACGCUAUUGUUCUAGCACCCACACGUGAAUUGGCGCAGCAGAUCGAGAUCGAAGCUAAAAAAUUUACACAACCCCUUGGAUUUAACGUGGUCAGUAUUGUCGGUGGCCACUCGCUUGAAGAGCAAGCAUUUAGCCUGCGCAAUGGCGCCGAAAUCAUUAUUGCCACCCCUGGUCGUCUGGUCGAUUGUAUCGAGCGUCGCAUGCUAGUGCUCAGCCAGUGUUGCUACGUGAUUAUGGACGAAGCAGAUCGUAUGAUUGAUCUUGGAUUCGAAGAGCCUGUCAACAAGAUCCUGGACGCCCUCCCCGUCACGAACGAAAAGCCCGAUACAGAGGAAGCCGAGAAUUCAAUGGCGAUGAGCCAACACCAGUACCGCCAGACUAUGAUGUACACAGCCACUAUGCCUGCAGCAGUCGAGCGUAUUGCUCGCAAGUACCUCCGUCGACCAGCCAUUAUCACGAUCGGUGGCGUCGGCGAAGCUGUCGACACAGUUGAGCAGCGUGUAGAGAUGAUCUCUGGCGAAGACAAACGCAAGAAGCGCCUCGCAGAAAUCCUCUCCUCGGGAGACUUCCGUCCCCGAUUAUCGUACCAGCGUGAAGCCGCGCUCGCCUCCGUGCGCAACGGCUCGACAGACGUUCUCGUCGCAACCGACCUCGCAGGAAGAGGUAUCGAUGUGCCGGAUGUGUCGUUGGUCGUUAACUUCAACAUGGCCACCUCGAUCGAAAGCUACACUCACCGUAUCGGUCGUACUGGUCGUGCCGGAAAGAGUGGUGUUGCUAUCACAUUCCUGGGCAGCGAAGAUAGCGAUGUUAUGUACGAUCUCAAACAAAUGCUGAUCAAAUCACCAAUCUCGCGUGUUCCCGAGGAACUGCGCAAGCACGAAGCGGCGCAGUCCAAACCCUCGCGCGGUCCUGGCGGGAAGAAGAUCGAGGACAGUUCUGGGUUCGGAGGCAAGGGAGGGUGGGCGUAG
Penicillium mononematosum is the source of this 2160-nucleotide messenger RNA. It is a transcript of the gene prp28, whose product is annotated as mRNA splicing protein PRP28. NCBI's taxonomy places the organism in Eukaryota, Fungi, Ascomycota, Eurotiomycetes, Eurotiales, Aspergillaceae. The record is from RefSeq and is a predicted model, not a curated record. The transcript has 6 exons. The coding region runs from base 1 to 2160 and encodes 719 amino acids. Gene Ontology annotation, biological process: mRNA splicing, via spliceosome. Gene Ontology annotation, cellular component: catalytic step 2 spliceosome. Gene Ontology annotation, molecular function: RNA helicase activity; ATP binding; RNA binding.